UUCCUUCAAAUCGUUGAUGAAAUUUUGCUAAAUAACUUCCUAAUCAUAGUGGUGCCACUUACCUAAGCCGCUGAAGGACCAGUCGAACUCAACCGCCAUGAAGCCUGCAGUGGAUGAGAUGCUUCCGGAAGGAGCGGGGCCUUACGUUGAUCUGGAUGAGGCUGGGGGAAGCACAGGACUACUGAUGGACCUGGUAGCCAAUGAAAAGGCAGCAUGCAGACUUGGUAAAACACUUUUUUGGAGGAAUAUGGAAAACUAGGUGGACAAUUUGUGUCACGUUUGGGUUAGGGAGAAUAAGUUCAACUACAGAGCGCAUAAAAGUUUGUAUAAUUAUCCACUUUUAACUGUAAAUAUACGCAUUGAAGUCAGUAUUUGGCUGAAGGUCCUGUCGUGUUGCGCCAUUUUCUUGCCAAUUAAUGGAGUAAAACGUAUUUCUACAUGAAUGAAAUCUCUUUUGAGUGCCCUCUGCAAGCGUAAAUCCUAAAUGAGCCUCAUGCGAGGCACAUCCGUCGUUUGAUGUAGCUUGCGCCUCGGGACAGACAUCACACUAGUUUGUAGAAGGAGGAGGAUACAAGGAAUGUUUUCCGCGGGCCAGUAAAGCGAUUCCCUGCUGUGGUACACCAGCAGCGCUCUCGUGGCCCGGAGGUGGAAAGACGUGCUAUACGAGAGGCAACGUCCCCCAAUGACAAUUUCAGAAUGCCUCUGUGUCCCUCUCCUGGAACUGGAAGAGGUGGCCGGAGACUGGGAAUAUACCAAUAUACUAGUCAUGAAGUGGUGACCCACUUUUAUAGACGUUCAACACACAUACAGUGCUAGUCGUUUGUCACGUUUGGAGGCACUCUUAUCUUGCUAUUGAAUGAGGAGUUGGGCCAAAAUUGCAUUUCCAAGAACAUGAUCAAUGAACUAAAAUGACAUAUCCAAGUGCAAUCAAUAAGUCCACAAAAUGAAUACAAUCCACCGACACUACCGUAUAUGUGUACGUUACAACCGAGGACUAACAUGACGACUACAAAUCACAUCACUGUCAAGACUGCACAAAAUGUGAGAUUUCACGACAAUAACAAAGAUGAUGCCAAAUUCCACAAUAUUAAACACAUUUCAUCUAUUGAUUACCACCAAGAAGCUAUUGCUCCAUUUACACAAAUGACCAAUAAAUGGUGAUAAUUCCAGUAUUUACAUCAGGGGUGCUCACUUUUUUAGCCUGCGAGCUACUUUUAAAAUGACCAAGUCCCAAAGAUCUACCUACUACUAUAAAUAUAGAAAGUGUCUAUUUAUUUUAAUAAAAUAUGAGUAUGUAUUUAUGUAGGUUAUACUGUACAUGUAUACCAGGAGUACAUGCACUUUCUCAGCAUGCAAGUACAAGUCAAAAUGAUCUACCUCUUUCUAUAAAACAUAUAACAUAUACAAAAUGUACCCAGUAAACUCUGAAAUUCUAUUGUAAAUAUUCAUGAUUAGUAUUUCACAUUCACAUGUUCAAAGUCACGGGGCCGCAUGGUGGUCUAGUGGUUAGCAUGUUGGCCAACACAGUAACAGUCUGGAGAUGGGAAGACCUGGGUUGGAUUCUCCCUUGGGCAUUUCUGUGUGGAGUUUGCAUGUUCUCCCCGUGUGUGGGGGGGUUUUCUCCGGGUACUCCGGUUUCCUCCCACAUUCCAAAAACAUGCAUGUUAGGUUCAUUGGAGACUCUAAAUUGUCCAUAGGUAUGAAUGUGAGUGUUUGUCUAUAUGUGCCCUGCCAUUGGCUGGCGACCAGUCCAGGGUGUACCCCGCCUGUCGCCCGAAGGCAGCUGGGAUAGGCUCCAGCAUGCCCCCGCAACCCUAAAGGGGAGAAGCGGCAUAGAAAAUGGAUGGAUGGAUGGAUGUUCAAAGUUUCCAGGUCAUCAAAGUAGUUGCUAUCAUAAUUCCCUUCAAUAUGGAAAUAAAGAUCAUUCCACAUAAGUCCUAAAUAGUUGUGUACUAGUGAGUGAGUACUGGUAACAUGUCAGUCACAUUAGCUAUGUAACGUUCAUUAGGGCACACACUUCAUGUAUUACAUCCAGUUAGCAUUUGCUAGCAAACAUUAGCAUAUACAAGAAUGUAAAAUGAUGAUGCAAAAGACUAUGCAGCCCAAGUCAAGGCAACAUAUUGAAAAGGUUUCACCAAUGGGCACAUUUUUAAUUUCAUCAUGAAAAUCAGAUGACUGAUUUCUGUAGUAGAGUUCAUGACGCCAAGCAAAGCCAGUCAACAAUACACUUUUUUUCUACGUAGCUAGCCGCGACAAGUGAACAGAUAGCUUUAGUUAUAGAUAUAGACAUCUUACCGCAGAGUUAGUUCAUCCAUCAUCAUGCAAGAUGGCGCCCUCCGUGGCAGACGUCUCUGUGACACUCUCCCAUUUUUUUCUAUUUUUUUCUAUUUUAUUGUUCAUUUUGGACAUUCAACACACUCACGCAGUACAUUACAACAGAGAGACACUUUUGAACAUCGGCAGGGUUCACCAUGAACUUUCAUUUAGCCUCUCAGACUUUGCCUUUCUUCUGCGCCGGGAGAACGCAGCAGCCUGCGGGCCCGGUGAGCUGAAUACCCGGCGAGCAAAGCAUCCGAGGCGUAAACGAGGCAAGCGGGCCGGCCUGCAUGCUAGGCUAAAAGCUAGAGCGACGAGGCCACCGCUACCAAGCCUGCUGCUAGCCAACGUCCGCUCCCUCGAAAACAAGAUGGACGAACUACGAGCAAGGAUUACAGCUCAACGUGAGAUCAGGGAAUGCUGUGUCCUCACCUUCACAGAAACCUGGCUGACGGAGGACAUACCGGACUCAGUGAUCCAGUUGGAAACAUUUGCUGCUUACCGGGGAGAUCGGACUUUAGCGUCUGGUAAACACAGAGGUGGCGGCGUCUGUGUUUACGUAAACAAACGGUGGUGCACAGACGUACAGACGAUGGAAAAGCACUGCUCGCAGGACAUUGAGCUGCUGAUGGUGAAAUGCAGACCUUUUUAUUUACCUCGUGAGUUUAGCGCUGUGUAUUUAACUGCUGUUUACAUCCCACCACGAGCUAACAACGUUAACGCACUAGGCCUCCUGCAUGACAUCAUCGAUAAACACGAGACCAAACACACAGACGCUGUAUUCAUUAUAUCUGGCGAUUUCAACCACUGUAACCUCAGGACUGUCCUCCCCAAAUAUUACCAGCAUGUGAGCUUUCCCACAAGGGAAAAUAACAUCCUGGACCAAGUCUACUGCAACAUGAAAGGUGCUUUGAAGGCUGUUCCAAGACCCCACUUUGGAAAGGCUGACCACAUCUCUAUAUUCCUUUAUCCAACAUACAGACAACUUCUUAAAAAAGCUCCCCCUGUACGUACAGCAGUUAAAGUGUGGAAUGAAGAAACUGAUCAAGUACUUCAGGACUGCUUUGGCUGCACAAACUGGGAUGUGUUUAAAACUGCAGCGGGGAGGGAAGAUUGUACUGUUGAUUUGGAUGAAUAUGCUUCUGCUGUUACUGGCUACAUUAGCACAUGUAUAGAGACUGUUAGCACCACCAAGUAUUACAGAAAAUACCCUAACCAAAAACAGUGGAUGAACUGUGACGUAAGGGUUAAGCUACGUGCUCGUUCGACUGCAUUUGUCAUGGGCACCGCUGAUGACUACAAAAAGGCCAGAUAUGACCUGAGGAGGUCCAUACGAGAGGCCAAAAGACAGUACAGACAGAAGCUGGAGGGCUACUAUUCCACCUCAGACCCUCAGCGCAUGUGGGCGGGGCUCCAGCACAUCACAGACUAUCGACAGCGGAGUAGCGUAGCCACGUCCAGCCAAACCACACUUCCUGAUGAGCUGAACGAGUUCUAUGCCCGCUUUGACACCCAAACUCCUGAUGAGCAGAGAGGGUGGCUGGACUUGGGGAGCACACAGGACUCACCUCUCAUGGUGACAUCAGCUGAUGUGCGCAGGGUUCUGAACAAAACAAACCCACGAAAAGCAGCAGGCCCAGACAACAUCUCAGGACGUGCACUUCGGGUUUGCUCAUCAGAGCUAGCUGAUGUGCUUGCUGACGUAUUUAACCUGUCGCUUGCACAAGCAUCUGUACCGACCUGCUUUAAGUCCACCACCAUAGUGCCCGUACCCAAGAAGAGCAACGUGACCUGCUUGAAUGACUAUCGCCCUAUAGCACUCACUCCUAUUGUUAUGAAGUGCUUUGAAAGAAUAGUCAUGACCCACAUCAAAAAGAGCAUCCCAGCAACUGUGGACCCUCUACAGUUUGCAUAUCGCCAGAACCGGUCCACGGAUGAUGCAGUCAACACUGCCAUCCACACAGCCCUUUCUCACCUACAGGGCCAGGACACAUACGUCAGAAUGCUAUUUAUAGACUAUAGCUCUGCUUUUAAUACAGUCAGCCCCCACAAACUCACAAAUAAGCUCCUCACACUUGGCCUGUCUCCCUCCCUCUGUAACUGGGUGUUUAACUUUCUAACAGGCAGGCCCCAGUCAGUCAGAGUCCACAAUCGCACAUCCAGCUCAAGAAUUGUGAGCACCGGGACCCCACAGGGGUGUGUGCUGAGUCCGCUCCUCUACACGCUCUUCACCUACGAUUGCGUGGCCUCCCAGAACAACACCAGCAUCAUUAAAUUUGCGGAUGACACUACAGUCAUCGGACUGAUCACUGGUGGUGUUGAAACAUCAUACAGAAGAGAGGUGGCGGACCUCAUAGCUUGGUGUCGUGAUAACAAUCUCCUUCUCAAUACAGAUAAGACUAAAGAGAUGAUCAUCGACCCAAGAACAAGGGAAAAGGAGCCGCAUAGACCCCUGUUUAUUGAUGAGACUGAGGUGGAGAGGGUGAAAACCUUCAAGUUCCUUGGCACACACAUCAGCGAGGACCUCACCUGGUCUCACAACACCCAACAAAUUCUGAAGAAGUCCCAAAGGAGACUGUACUUCCUGAGAAGACUGAGGAAAUUUGGCAUGUCCACCACAAUCCUGAGUUGCUUCUACAGAUGCACUAUGGAAAGUGUCCUUACCGCCUCCAUCACUGUUUGGUACGGUAACUGUACAACACGUGAUAGGAAGGCACUCCAGCGGGUGAUCAAGACCUCACAGAACACUGUUGGGGCAGCCCUCCCCUCACUGCAAGACAUUUAUAAAACUAGAGUCCUACGAAGAACACACAACCUCAUCAAGGACAGCACACAUCCACAACACUCAUUAUUCACACUCCUACCGUCAGGCAGACGCUACAGGAGUUUGAAGUCCAGGACCACAAGGCUGGCAAACAGCUUUUACCCACAGGCCAUCAGGCUUCUCAACGAAGCACUCACACACGCCGCACGCAACACACACUCAUAGCACUUUAUUUAUUUAUUCCUUAUUUAUUUGUAUAUUUAUUUGUAUUAAUAUCUCUUCUUUUUGUUGCUGCUUAAUUUCUUGGUAUUUAUGUUUCUUAUGUUCUUAUUCUUUCUUGUGUUUUCUUUCUUUUCUUGGGAGAAUGAACAGAAUAAGAAUUUCAUUGCAUGUUAUAACUGCUGUUUUACCAUGCACAUGACAAUAAAACUCUCUUGAAUCUUGAAUCUCUUGAAUUUGUGUUGUCACUGACAAAUGUUUCAGCUCAUCAAACAAAUUUAAAUAUUAAAGUGUGACAAACAUGCAAAACAGUAAGAAAUCAGGGAGGGGGCAAACCCUUCUCACACCGCUGUACAUAUUAUGCUGUACAUGUUAGCAUGGCGUGCUGGGUGAUGAAAGUCAAAGCAUCUUGGAAUGCACUUGUCGCUUUGCGAGGUCAGAGGCCAACAGCGCUAAGCGUACGAACAUGCUGGAACAAAAUGCAACGCAUCCUGCGCUUAUGUGAGCAGCCAAGCGCUCCUUCUGUCUGCCCCCAAAUAGUGUCUGAGUGAUUUAUGGUCUUUCCUUUCAUGAUGUGCUGUAGGGAGCGCUAACUUUGCCAGUUCACAUGCGAGUACAGUCAAACCUGUCUAUCGCGGCCACCAAAGGGAAACGGCAAAAGUUGCUGCUAUAGGCAGGUGGCCGUUAUAGACAGGUUGGCGGCCAUUUUGAAUUUGUGCGCACGUAUAUUAACAUGUCUGUGAUUAGAAGCUUGUUUUGUUUGCAGAUACAUAUAAUUAUACUCUUACAUGUUGACCAGUAGAGGGCACUGUGGGACUGCGGAUAAAAGUUGUAAAGAACAACUAGGCUUGUUAUUCUACACCACCCACAGAACAAAGCUGUGCUACUUUUUAUACGGCAGAGUGUCAUUACAGCUUUAGUUCAUCAGGAAGUGACGGGAAGUGACGGUGGGCGUCCCGAGCAGGAGAGCUAGGCUCAGUGCUAGCUGUGAGUUUGGAGAGAGUUGGGAAGUGUGUUUAUGUUGGCGUGGAUGUAAAGUCCUGCAGUGUUCUCCGCUGUUAAUAAAGCCAUUAAAGUGCAUCGGCGACGUGAGUCUCUCCUUCCCCACAACAAGCGGCAUUACAGUAUUGACCAGUGCACACCAGGAAAUAAACGGUGUCACUGUCUGCAACAAGCUCCAAAGAAGACGGCUUUUUUAUGUGGAACAACUGACAGUUUGUGUGGAUCUUGUGAAUGAUUGUGACUGAGCUACGACUCAGUAAUUAAAGUCUACACACGACGCCUUCAUUGAUUAAAAAUUGGCAUUUUAAAAAGGUGUCAUCGUCGUCGUCGUCAUCAUCUUCCCAAGGAAAGCUUGCAUCCCUGCCUGGUGACACGACGUCUGGCCUUCUGUGUGGCAACCUUGAAACAAUGUUUUGAAAGUCCUGGAAGUCCGAACUGUUGGAAGAUGAUUUAAAAAGCAAAAGAAAGAAAGGGUUCAUACUGCAGACUGAGUGUCAUCCUGUUACGUUACUCCGUGCAUGUUUGUGCUGUUUGAUGACCUUGACAUCCACUGACAGACUACCAAGGUGGCUCCGAGCGAGGAGGAAGAUCGUGAUGAUGAUAUUACUACGCACCUCAACCCCCCCACCCCGCUUGACAUUUUUUUUUCCUUGUGGAAAAGCAAACCUGCCAUUUUGCUGCCGUCUAAUGA
Molecule: messenger RNA, 6992 nt
Organism: Dunckerocampus dactyliophorus (ringed pipefish)
Lineage: Eukaryota; Metazoa; Chordata; Actinopteri; Syngnathiformes; Syngnathidae
Gene: and2
Product: actinodin2
Exons: 2
Coding region: 2327-5305 (992 amino acids)
Molecular function (GO): methyltransferase activity; 2-oxoglutarate-dependent dioxygenase activity
Source: RefSeq, a predicted model, not a curated record